ACGAACCGGAUACAGAGGGUGUGCGUGACAGCGGCAAAAAGGAGAGAUAAAAAAUUCUCAAGACGCGCAAAAGGACAAGUAUUAUUCGCCCGUCGUACGCGAAUCGCUACGCGAAUUCUUGAACGCGCGACGUGCGUGCGCAUUCGAUCACGAUAUACAGUGGUGGCAGCUGCUUCUACGAUGCAAAUUCCCCCUAAUUGCAGAUCGCAGUUCGCCGAUAACGCGUUUACGGAAAGCUAAUAAAUUUCUCUAAUAACAGGUCGCGACAAGAAUUUAUAAUGAAGAAAUUUACGUGGCCGGUUACUUCGAGUGCGCGUUGUGUAUAUAGAUCAUCUUCACGCGACCGCCAUUUUCUCCUUUGGAACCGAGUUUGAUCUUGGCCGUAUUUCUCUGGGAGCUGAUCGAUAUACCAGGUUAUGGUUAUUCUCGUAUAACGUGAAGUAUUAACGAAAGUUUUUGACGCAUAAGUGUAUCGGCUAACCUCAAAAAAUAAUGGGAAUAGUAAAAAAGUGAAUGGUUUCAAGAUAAAGGAAUCAAAUACUAUUUGGAUAUGGAUGAAAGUUGAUACAUCUACAUUGGCGUUGUCAUCUGAAUUGAUCGUUAUUCUUCGAUGUUACUCUCUGAGCACAUGGAAAUCAUCUUAAAGAUACGGUUGCGUUGAGAAUGCUGGAACUGGUGGUACCGCAGCACGUAGUCCGUGGUCAAAAUAUCAAGUUAGAAUGCAACUUCAAUCUAGACGGUGAAACGUUGUACUCGGUGAAAUGGUACAAAGACGGAAACGAGUUCUAUCGAUACGUACCACAGGAAAGGCCGCCUGUGCUCGUUUUUCAGCUGCCAGGUGUCACGGCGAACAUUCACAAUUCGACCGAAAGAUCGGUCGUUCUCCAUUCUGUGAAUUUAAUGAGUACUGGAAGAUACAGAUGUGAAGUGUUAGCGGAGGCGCCAUAUUUCCAAACGGUUUCCGAUCACUCGGACAUGCUGGUAGUGGCUCUGCCGGAAGACGGUCCUAUUAUCACUGGUAGACCAGGAAGACAUCGUUAUCAAGUCGGUGAUGUGGUUCGGUUCAAUUGCACUUCGGCGAAAUCGAAACCAGCUGCCAUACUCAGCUGGUUCAUCAACGGGGAGCCUGUUGACACGCAAUACUUGAGAGGGCCUCACAUCACCGAGGUGGAUCGUGAGGGUUUGGAAACGGCUGUGCUAGGUCUGGAGUUUCGUCUGCGUACGAAGCACUUCAAGAGGGGUGAUCUGAAGAUCAAAUGCCUGGCAACGAUAGCGACUGUAUAUUGGAAAUCGAACGAGCUCAGCAUAGAGGGUGAAAGGCCCCUCAAGAUGCCCGUUAUGGAGAGCAGGGAGACAAGGGCGCAAGGCCAUACGCAUGCGGAACAUAUCUUAGGAGGAAGCGGAAGCAACAUGUUAGCACCAUGCAUCUUCCUUCUGAUGACAAGUAUAUUAAUUCUACGAUAAGAAGACUCAAGAUGUGGUGCAUCGUCCUUUUCGUGCUCAUCCUUUUCAAGUCUCCUCAAAUCGUGACAUAUGGAGACCUCUGGUGUACUAAAUUAUCCGUGUUGUUUCUAUUUUUUAUAAUCGCAGUUAGUGAAGUUAGUGAGAACAUAGACAAGAGAAUAUACUUAAUAAAAAUAUAUGUCAGUAUGUUAUAAAGUUAGAGAAUGAAAAGACGGGUGUUGUAAAUUCGUACUUGCUGAAUCACUUUAUAAAUCUCUGUGCAUCUUCCAUCAAUUUGUAUACUUUUGACGCUUUUUCUCUAUAUACUGCCUCUUUGUACAAACUUGACAUAUCUCUGAAAGUUUUAAAUUUAAAUUCUAAAUUUUAGAACUUAAAAUAUUUUUAUAUAUUUAAUUUAAAAUCCUUAAAUUUGAAAUUUAAAAUUCUAGAUUUUUAUAUAAGAUGCAUAGAAAUUUAAGGAUUCAUUAAAUAUAUCAUCAAAUGGUUACUUGAAAAAAAGAUUUUAUUCAAUUGUUGAUACAAGAAAACAAAGUUUAAAAAACAAACUCGAUUUAUAAAUCUACGUUUUGUAUCUUCAAAUUCUUGAAAUUGCCACUCUAUGUACUUUUCUUUCCUUCUCUUUUAUUAUCUUUAAAUGUUAAGGAAAUCACAAAAUGAAUGAACAAAUAAUAAUCAAUAACAAUGAACGAAUGAAUGAACGAAUGAAUGCCGAGCAUAUUUAUAUUCUAAUUGUACACGAGUGUUUCUAUUGUCCAGUCGCAUGAAAGAGCAAAAAACAUUUUAAUUCGGUGAGAGUGUUCUUGACAUAGCUUUUAUCAAUCUAGUCGCUAUUAAUCAACUGCAAAGAUAUGUAUGUUAUUCUAGAAAUUAUUGUGAAUCGUGUGUACGCGUGUGAAUGUAGAGUGUAUUUUACCAAAGAACAUUUUAUGCUAAAUAACAUUCCUAAUUGUUAAUUACAAGUGAAAUACACAGAGUGAGUUGGAAAACCACUCUUUGCAUAUCGUAUUUUACUGUAAGAAUGCACACUGUACAUAUGUACAUAAAUUGAACUUUUAUCUUUAACUUAACGUUCUGAUAAAUAAAACGACAUUUACGUCGAUGGAUCA
Apis mellifera (honey bee) is the source of this 2570-nucleotide messenger RNA. RefSeq lists its product as uncharacterized. The coding region runs from base 664 to 1464 and encodes 266 amino acids. The transcript is spliced from 7 exons. The record is from RefSeq and is a predicted model, not a curated record. NCBI's taxonomy places the organism in Eukaryota, Metazoa, Arthropoda, Insecta, Hymenoptera, Apidae.